AUGUCAGAGCUGACGGAGUGGUUAGAAGCUGAAUUGCCAAGUGCAGCACCUGAAAAUGAUCAACGACUUGUUGUAUUUCCUCGUCUCGUGUACUUGCAGAUUAAAUAUUGUAGGAAAUUGAAGAGUGCUCCGAGUCACUUUCCAUGCCUUAAAGAAUUGGAGAUUGGUGAGGUGGAGAGCGAAUUACCUUUGGCAAGUAUAUGUGGGAUCAACUUAAUCUCUGUUACAAAGCUCCAAAUUGAGUUAAUUGAUGGAUUGACGUGUCUCCCAGAUUGGCUUUUCCUUAAAAAUCAAAAUCUCUCGAAGUUGGAGAUAACGGACUGUCGUAACUUAACGCAUCUAGUUCCGUGCUUGGAAGGUGGAGGAACAGCUCUUAGGAAUUUGGAGAUACGGAAAUGUCCGGAAUUGAGAGAAUUACCAGAUGAUCUACACACCCUCAGUGCUCUCGAGAAGUUGGCGAUUUACGGAUGCUCAAAACUGAAGACAAUACCAUAUCCACAUGAAACACAUAAUGAUGAUGUUGAUGAGCAAUUAUUGUUAGGCUUGAGUUGCCUUCGUCGAUUGAGUAUUGAACACUGCGAUGAGCUGACCAAUUUGCCGAUUGAGUUAUGUGUGGAGUCCUUGGAGAGUUUGACACUGAGUGGAUUAAUGAAUUUAAGGAUGAACAUGGGAACGUUGAUUGGGUAUUGUAUGCAGAAAAUGCCUCGUCUCUCUGAGUUGAUGAUUGUUGAUGUUCCAACCACUAAUAAUCCAUGGGAGAUUGUUGGUUCUUUUUCUCCUUGCAACUUAAUAGAUUUAUCAAUCAGUUGUGAUGAGUACUCAGUUUCAGUUGUUGAUGCCAUCUUGAAAGCAACAACCAAAUCUCUUUAUGGAUUAGCAUUGCACGGGACAGAGCGUAGUCGUGAACUACCGGGGCAGCUUCAACAUCUCACUGCUCUUUCUCGGCUACGGUUAUAUGAUUUUGGAGAGAUGGAAGAAUUGCCUGAUUGGGUAAUUGGGAACAAUAACAAUGACAACAACAACUUGUCCUCAUCUAUGCAUAUGUUAUCUUUAUACGGCUGCAAGAAGUUGCGAUAUCUGCCGUCUAAGGAAGCCAUGCUACGUCUCAUCACCUUAAACAUCUCGGAUUGUCCGAUGUUAGAUAUAAAAGGUGGAGAUAGCGAUUAUGGUUCUGAGUGGCCCCAGAUAUCCCAUAUCCCCAGAGUCUAUGUGGAUGGGAAUCAAAUUCCAACUCAUGCUCAGUAA
Erythranthe guttata (spotted monkey flower) is the source of this 1245-nucleotide messenger RNA. NCBI's taxonomy places the organism in Eukaryota, Viridiplantae, Streptophyta, Magnoliopsida, Lamiales, Phrymaceae. The record is from RefSeq and is a predicted model, not a curated record.